AUUUAAAAUCAGUAGUUUUCCAGUUCUGUUUCGGCAUUCGCUUAAAACGUAAUCAACGUACAUCAAGAAUUGUGACGGGUUACGAUUCAUCACGAUAGUCAGAAAUAGGCAAGAGGAGCAAAGAGGACACGUAAAAGAUGGCGGAAGCCGUUGUAGACGGGGCAAUGUCCCGAUUUUUUUGUCACAAAUGCAGUAUCGAAAUUGAACGUUUAUUACCUGAUUACACAUGUCCAAGAUGUUCGAGUGGUUUCAUAGAGGAAUUAGAAAGCGAUAGCAGUGACAGUGGAUCUGGAAUGCAUAUUACUAACGACGCAGAUGAUCUUUGGGAACGUUACGCAGAUGUUCCUUUAAGAGGGGAGUAUGAAACGGAGUUCUCUAAUCAGUUUGAAACACCGUUCAGUUCUACACCUGUUAGAAAUAAUGGUCCUGCUGGUAGAAGACGAGCUCAUUGGACACGUAAUGCUCAAGAUACACGUCGUUCUAAUAGCAGUCGUGGACGACAGGAAGUAAUGCCUGUGUCUGUAGAGAAUUUCAUACAAGAUUUUAUACUUAAUCUCUCAGAAGGAGUAGCACAAGCUGCACAACUACCUGUAUUCAAUAUUAGACUGUUCUUGGGAAAUCCUGGAGAUUAUGUCUGGGGUCAGGAUGGCUUAGACGCGAUUGUAACGCAAUUAUUGAAUCAAAUUGAUGGAACUGGACCACCUCCCUUACCAAGAAAACAAAUCGAUGAAAUACCAACUAUAACUGUGAAUCAGUGUCAUGUGGAUAGUAAACUUCAAUGUUCCGUUUGUUGGGAAGACUUCAAACUUUCUGAACCGGUUAAGCAACUUCCUUGUCUACAUCUAUAUCAUACACCGUGUAUUGUACCAUGGUUAGAAUUGCAUGGUACUUGCCCUAUUUGUAGACAGCACUUGGGAAGUCAAAAUUCGGCAGAAGUACAUCAGGAUACCGUAGGACGUAGCUUAGUCGCUCUCUUUAGGGCAACCAACGAAUCAAAUAAUACUAGAACAUCAUCACCUUCAUCCUCGAGUGGUAAUAACUCCAGUAGUAACUCAUCGAGUGAGAUUUGAGAUUGAUUAUCCUGUCUUAAUAUUUUCUCUACCCAGCAGGACACGCAAAUAUACACACACGACAUGCGUCUAUUUUUCACUUUUUUCAAAUUUGUUUCCUGGCACUGUUCACUCGAGCGAUGCUCAUAUAUAUCAAUAUUGUAUCUCGACACUAAUAUAAAUUUCAAGCUUUAUACUUCAAUCAACAGUGUAAUGUGAAUCAAGAACAAAUAACGCAAUAUAAAAUUACAACUUGCAUGUGUUGCUUUGCAUGAAUUAUAACGAGAUAUGAAGAUUAAGGGUCAAACAAAGACGUGCGUAUUUAUAGUUGAAAUAAUCAUUGUUGCUAUAUAUAUGUAUAUAUUUAUUUACGCGCGCGCCUGCAUAUACACAAUUUCAUAGUUUGCAAAAAUAAGUAAGAAAUUUAAGAAGAACGUGUAUGUUUCUUUAUAAAAGUUUGAAUUUGGAUGUUUAAUAAAUUUAAGGUGAUUACAAUAAUGUUUACAAAAUGAGAAAUGAAGAAAACACUGUAACAUAAUCUAAGCGUAGGAAGUGUGUUAUACAUAAAAAUAAUGGAAGAAACGUUAGUGGUUUUAAUUGUGUACAGUUUAAUUGAAAAUUUAUGCAGCAAUUUUCUUUCUGGCAUACUCUCUUUUCUUUUCUUUUCUUUUCUUUUCUUUUCUUUCCUUUUCUUCUCUUUUCUUUUCUUUUCUUUUUUCCAUUCAUAUGAUCUUGAUUUUUUAUGCUGUUUAAUUGCAGCGUACAUGUACGAGUGUUCCUUUGAGUUUUAAGAAUUGUAAAAAAAUUAGCCACUAAUAUUCUCUUAUUUACAUUCUUUUCUUGAAACUAAGUGUUUGCACCAGUAUUGUACUACAAAUUGUUAUCGAUAUAUUUUAUUUUAUUUUGAUCAUUAACAAAUAUCCUAUUCAAUUUAUGCUGGUGCAUGAAAUACACGCAAGAAUUGGUCAUGGAAACGAAAUUGCAGAGACAUUACAAUGGAAGUUAUGAGAGAUGGAAAAGUAGAAUGGAUUAUGAUAUUUGUGUACUUGUUUGAAGUUGUACUUUCUUUCUCAAAUACGGUUAUAUACUGUCCUAUAUAAUUUAUGUUACUCUUCUCAUCAUAAAAUCGAACAUAAAUAUAUUACAUUAACUAUUAGCGCAAUAAACGAAUUGUUUAUUUAUCAUUGAGUUGAUAUACGGGUUUGGUACAGAUGCAAAUUUGAUCGUUCGUAAUUCACAGCUGAUAAUCAGUUGAAAUAAUAAGUAUCAUAGAUAUAUGAGUAAAGUAGAGAAUGUGAAUAGCAUUUAGAUACGGAUAUGUAUCAUGUUAAAACUUUAUAGAUUUCAAUAUAGUAUACAAUUCAGGUAAUAAUUACCUGCAAUAUCAAUAUGCAUAUAAACACUUCUUCAAUUUGCCAUAUUACGUAAUAUACAUGUAAUAAAUUAUAGUGUUGCUGUUCUUAUAGGUCAAUGAAAUUUGAUUUGUUUUCACAGUAUAUAUAAUAAAAAGAUAUAACGAGUACAUUAGUUCUUUAUGUUGUCUGUUUUUAAAUACGAUAAGUGGAAAAAGAUGAAAAAUUGUAAUCGGGGAAAAAGAUAAUGUAUUCAAUUUACAUAAAUAAAUAUUAUUUAAUUGCAAAAGAUUGUAAACAAACUUGAAAAUAAAUAAAGUGGUUUUUGUUUAAAAAA
Molecule: messenger RNA, 2738 nt
Organism: Bombus pascuorum
Lineage: Eukaryota; Metazoa; Arthropoda; Insecta; Hymenoptera; Apidae
Gene: Iru
Product: E3 ubiquitin-protein ligase RNF126-like
Exons: 8
Coding region: 138-1070 (310 amino acids)
Molecular function (GO): ubiquitin protein ligase activity
Source: RefSeq, a predicted model, not a curated record